Exophiala xenobiotica is the source of this 525-nucleotide messenger RNA. RefSeq lists its product as uncharacterized. NCBI's taxonomy places the organism in Eukaryota, Fungi, Ascomycota, Eurotiomycetes, Chaetothyriales, Herpotrichiellaceae. The transcript has a single exon. The record is from RefSeq and is a predicted model, not a curated record. The coding region runs from base 1 to 525 and encodes 174 amino acids.
AUGCGUUCAGCUUCAGCUUCAGCUUCAGCUUCGGCCUCCCCGGCACCGUCAGCCUCCCCCAUCCCAUCGUUCUACCGGAUCUUCUUCCACACCAUCGACCCAUUCAUCGCACUCGCCGGUGUGCUCGCCAACAUCUUCGCACCGGCUGCGAUCCUCAAAUCGUACACUCCACGCGCCACUGUGCCCGCGUCCACAGAAACCACCGUCCUCCUCCGCAGCAGCGCGGGUUACCUCCUGUCCACCAUGUUCCUGCAGACCGUGCUCUUGCGCCUGAGACCGUCGGACCGCACAGUCUGGCGCUGUCUGCAGAUCAGCAUUCUCAUCCAGGACGUGGCCAUCCUUGCAUCGCUGACUAUGGCAUUGGCAGUGGAGCACCGACUUGAUUCGACUUUGAAGCUCGUGAGGCCUGAGGAGUGGUCCAAUUUUGCCGUCUUGGCGGCCGUCGGGCUUAUCAGGUCUGCGUUUAUUCUUGGUGUGGGAAUGGAUCAGGAUGGGCACGGAAAUGAGAAGGGAAAGAAGGUGUAA